Lytechinus pictus (painted urchin) is the source of this 2707-nucleotide messenger RNA. RefSeq names its product carnitine O-palmitoyltransferase 2, mitochondrial-like. The record is from RefSeq and is a predicted model, not a curated record. Lineage: Eukaryota; Metazoa; Echinodermata; Echinoidea; Temnopleuroida; Toxopneustidae. The coding region runs from base 335 to 823 and encodes 162 amino acids. Gene Ontology annotation, cellular component: mitochondrion. Gene Ontology annotation, biological process: fatty acid beta-oxidation. Gene Ontology annotation, molecular function: carnitine O-palmitoyltransferase activity. The transcript is spliced from 4 exons.
GAAAGGACACGCCCACAAUCCCUCGUUCAGUGCCGAGCUCUGUGCAUACGUGUCGACGAAAUUUCAAAAUGAAAUUUGUACACAAAUCUGUCACAAUUCGGACCCACUUUAGCCUCAGAUUAACAGAUAUUUAGAUCUCUUUGGAACACUAAAAGUCAUUCACUUGGGGUUUUUGAAUAUGCUGAUUCAGGUCCGUGGUUUGAUAUGUACUUGGAAUCCAGAGCAUCAAAUGUACUCAACUUUAAUCCAUACUUCUCCUACACGUUCGAUGAUUGACCAGAGUAUAAUGAUCAGAUGGCGUACUACAGGAUGACGGGCAAGGUUGGUGCCACGUAUGAGUGCUGUAGCACAGCCGCCUUCUAGCACGGCAGGACGGAAACCCUUCGAUCUGCCACAAAGGAAACCUUCAUGUGCUCCCAGGUAUUCCAGAAGGAUUCCUCAGGAGGAGAAGAGGAGACUACUACAGGAGUGUUCGGAUAAAGAUAACAUCCUCACCAAGGAGGCUGCUAUGGGACAAGGAUGGGAUAGACACCUCUUCACUCUGCGAACGCUCGCUGCAAAGGAAGGCAAGACCCCGGCCUACAGCUUCAUCAACCAUAUCAUCCUCUCCACCAGCACUCUAACUGCACCGGCUAUCCUGAUUGGGGGGUUUGCACCCGUCGUUCCCAACGGUCUCGGGAUCGGUUACAACGCUUCCGACGAUUCCGUGGGAUGCCACGUCACAUCGUAUCCCGAUUCUUUGACCGGGAGCGACUUCGUGUCGUGCGUGGCUGACUGUUGGAGAGACAUUCGUAAUGUCUUGAGUAAAACAAAUAAGCAAUAAAGAUAGUUGUACAUACACGUAGCAGUGCUUCCCAGAAUAAACAAAAUUACUAAUUACAGUUGAGGCCGGAAGUUUACAUACACCCAGGAAAUUCAAAGAAAAGUUGACACUUGCCAAACAUCAUAAGAUUUACUGUAUCUUAUAAAAUAUUUGUGCUAUCAUGACAAAUUUGAUAUCAAACAAAUGAGUAUGUCAUGACCCUUCAUCACAUUGCUUUGUCAUCAGGAGCUGAAAAAUAUUUAGGUGUCAUUUAUCCCCCCAAAAUCUUCAUAUUUUGGACAAAUUACAAAUAAAUUUUUUUUUUUUUUUUUCAUAUUUGUUCGAGUUACUUCUCAACACAAACAUUUCAGAUUACACUUUUUUGUUCAGUGGUGACAUAUCAUGACAGAAAAUGUAAUAUAAAUCAAAGAUUUGACAUUACCGGUAAUAUAUUUCUAUGUUCGAAAAUAUCUUAACAAAUAAAAUAAUACAUUUGGCAUGAAUAUUACUUUUUUUUUCUUCACAGAAAAUUCCAUCUAAGAUAUACUUCAAUCCCAACGGCAUCCCGAUCAUGUGAAAGAUCUUAAUACGCUCUUUCAUUUGAUACCAAGUUCGUCAUGGUAGUAUUCAUAUUUCUGAAGAAAUAGUAAAUUUUACGAUGUUUGGCAAGCGAACAAAUUUCACUGAAUUGCAUGGGUGUAUGUAAACUUUUGGCUUCAACUGUAUAUAUUAUAACUUAUAACAGGUAGAUGUGUUGUGGCUCAGUGGAUAAGUCUCCAGACUUUGAACCACAAGGUCUGGCAGGACGGAAUCCCACCGCAGCACUCGCGUCCUUUAGCAAGGCUUUUAUCUACAUUUGCCACUCUCCACCCAGGUGUAGUAAAUGUGUACCCAGUAGGAAGAAAUUCCUUGAAUGCUUGAGCCAUGCUAAAGCCAGGAAAUAGUAUGCAGCAUUUAUCAAGCUCUGUAUUUAUUAUGCAUGUCAUUAUUAUUUAUUAUUUAUCACAAAAUAUUCUUGUACAGAAGGUGUAGCUUUCAGCGGCCUGUUGGAUUAAAGCAUCAUAACUCCAUCUCGAUGCAAUCUCUAUGGAAAGCCAAGCUUUUCAAAACAAUGAAUGGCUGAAAAGCAGAUGCAUGGACUUUGUACCGGGAAAGCACAAUCUAUUCAUGAACGAUUAUUGUCUAGCUUGGCUUUCCGUAGAGAUUGCUUCAUGCUGGAGUUAUGUCGCUUUCAUGAAACGUGGCCCCAGUGUUGUAUAUUUGAUAUUUCUCAGGAUUUUUUGGCUUGGAUUCUCAGAAGAGUUUUCAAUUGCACCAUGGUACAAAACCAUGAAUUAUGCAGAUUUGUGGAAAUAAUAAUUCUUAUUUCAUUGCGUUCACUAAGAAAAGUCCAAUUAUAAAUGUACACUUCUGCCAAAAGGGUGCCUAAUUUAAGCAUGAUGUUUUAAAGCUGCAUAAACGUUGGUUUUGUACCAUGGUACAAUUGAAGCUUCUAUUGAGAAUAUGGGCCAGUAUCUCUGUUAUUUUAAUGAAAUAUUGUGCAGUGGAUUCAUUAUUCACAGUGCUGCCCUGCAACACCAGUCCCAUCUGUUGUUUUCUGAAUUCUGUGGUUCAUGUUGACCACUGUAUCCAUGGGGAAUGACUGGAUCCAGUAGGGAACGGCUUUACUAGAGUUCUCAUGAUGCAUCAUGGGAAAACUACAAAAGCAGUGCAAGUCUUUGUUGUUUCUCAUCAUUUUUAGUUGAGAGGAUUUUGAUAUAUUUCAUAAUCAGGGUGAAAUUUUGUGUGGAUUCCAGAAAUAUUCCACCUAUUCUAAAAAAUGCUGAAGAUUUGAUAACUGGACAUUUUCUUGCUGUGUUUCCCUGGUUGGAUACAUAUAUGUGUAUGCUCCAACCAACAAGUCAC